AUGUCCUUGCCGACUUUUGCUUCUUGGAACGUGAGAGGAUUUAAUAGUCCUAUUAAAGUUAAUAUGUGCAAAGACCUCAUUAAGUUGUAUAACCUCAAAUUUCUGGCUAUUUUAGAAGCUAAGAUUCAGGCUUCUUUAGCUGUUGAUCCUUGGUUUGCUUUUUCUCAUAAUCUUUUUGAAAAUGAAAAAUGCUGUGAUAACUUCAAUGUCUCAUCUCCGGGCAGAAUUUGGGUUAAAUGGGACUCAUCUCUUGUCUCUUUUUCUCCUACGUUCAUCUCUUCCCAAAUUAUUCAUGGGGUUUUUGCUUCUGGCUGCUCUCCUCCUAUUAUUAUUUCUGUUAUUUAUGCUGGCAACCUUCAGGAGGAUAGGAAGGAUCUUUGGGACAAUCUGUUGAUGCUGUCUUCUGGUAUUAAUCUGCCUUGGGUCAUCUUGGGUGACUAUAACUGUUGCAGAUUUGAGCAUGAGAAAGCUGGUGGUUCUCCUUUAUUGCAAGGGAGACUUGGUGAAUUAAAUAAUUUCAUUUUUGACUGUGGUUUGCAAGAUUUGUCUUCGGUUGGGAUGAAAUAUACUUGGUUUAAUCAAAGAGUGGAUCUCCCCAUCCAUAUCAAGUUGGAUAGAAUUCUGGUUAACUCGGAUUUAUUGGAUGCUUAUCCUACUGCUUUUUACAAAGUUGAUCCUCCUGCUGGUACGGAUCAUUCACCGUUAAUCUUUAAAUCAAAAUCUGAUGAGAGGACUUUUUCCAGAUUUUUGUUUAAGAACUAUUGGCUUAACUGUGAUGAGUUUUGGGAGGUCUUACUGAAUGCUUUUGGUAAACCUUUUACUGCUAGUCCUAUAUCUGCUUUUUAUAACUAUCUGGGGGAUCUUAAAAGCAAGAUUAAAGAGAAGAGAUGGCCAUUUUCUAAUUUUCUUUCUGGUGAAAUUCUGGAAGCUAAAAAGAAUCAAAUGCAAAAUUUGAAUGAUAUUCAAACCAAUCCAUUGGAUCCUCGGCUUAAUGCCUCUCUUAAGGAUUCGAAUAAAACUUUGAGUCAUUUGCAGGCAAAUUGGGCUUCCUGGGUGACUCGAAGAUCUAAAGCCUAUUGGCUUUCUCAAGGAGAGGAUGAUCUUGGCUUUCUUUAUGCCAAGAUUAGAUCUAUAAAGAAUUUAAAUAAUAUUAAAGAGGUGGAUUCUCCUAGGGGUAGGUUAUCCUCUCACCAUGAUAUUGCUGAUGCUUUUGUGAGGUAUUUCAAGGAUCUCUUUAAUGCUCCUAUUGUUGAUGUGAGAGCUUUUAGCAACAUUCCUGUUGCUGAUAAAGUCCCUUCUCAGUAUUUGGAUUCAUUAAUUGCUCCUAUUACUGAUUUAGAGAUCAAGAAUGUUAUUUUUGCUGGUAAAGCUAGUUCAGCUCCUGGUCCUGACGGGUUCUCUUUUGCUUUUUAUCAAAAAAUUUGGCACAUCAUUGGGUAUCAUCUUUGUCUUGCGGUUAAGCACUUUUUCUCUUCUAGUUGUAUGCCUAAAAGAGCUUCUGCUACGGCUAUUACUUUGAUUCCUAAAGGCUCUCAUUCUUCUUCCAUGAAUGAUUACAGACCUAUCUCCCUUUGA
Messenger RNA from Dendrobium catenatum, 1575 nucleotides. RefSeq lists its product as uncharacterized. Bases 1 to 1575 code for a protein of 524 amino acids. NCBI's taxonomy places the organism in Eukaryota, Viridiplantae, Streptophyta, Magnoliopsida, Asparagales, Orchidaceae. The record is from RefSeq and is a predicted model, not a curated record. Gene Ontology annotation, molecular function: catalytic activity. The transcript has a single exon.